AUGGGAAACGUACCAACCAGAGAAGAGGCUAGUGCUGGUCGCCGGGCUUCCUCAUUCUCUUAUGAGCAUCGUGCUAUGGGUCAUAGACCAAGCCACCCGUUUUCGCCACCCUCAAUGGACGGAGCUAGUCUUCGCAAGAAAAUGAAAGGAAAGGACAAGGAUCGUAAGGAGAAGCGUCGUUUGAAGGAGGAACAUGCCUACAACCUGAUAGUCAGGCAUACUGAAAAUGUUGAUGGGGGAUUCUUAGCGCCUUAUGGUACUUACCGAUCGAACUUAGACUAUGAUACAAACAUUGUCCGGAACUUGAUAAUAGACAGAAGAAUCGCCCCAUUUUAUACUCCUCUGCAAGACUUUGAAGAUGACUGGUCCGACGAAAAAUUACUGGAGAUUCUACGUUCACUUCCAUUACACGCUCCUCUUACCGAAGAUUCAUUGGCACUAGAGCCGGAAGAUGAAGAUGACCAUCGGUUGCACAGUUCUAACGGAUCGUUUAGGAGGAAGGAUAACCAGAAGUUUAAACAAACAAUGGCAAAAAAGACUGCAGAGUGGCAGCAGGAGGCUCAAAGGUUGCAAGAUCGUGAUCGACACAUUGCGAAACGUUCGUUAGGUGCAGUAGGUAAUAAUAUAGCCCUGGAUAUCCCAUCAGAUGACCUAUUGCUACUUCUUUAUAGGAGGGCUUCCGAAUGUCCAAUUUGUUUCCUUUAUUAUCCUCAAUUCUUUAAUAUCAGUCGUUGCUGUAUACAACCAAUUUGUACCGAGUGCUUUGUUCAGAUCAAGCGACUUGACCCCCACCCUCCUCAUGAUGAAGAAGGAAAUGAACAGUUGGAUACGAAUGGUGAACCGGAAACGCUAAUUAGUGAACCUGCAAGAUGUCCGUUCUGCGCCUCUAUAGACUUUGGAAUCACUUAUGUACCUCCCCCAUUCCGGACAGGUAUUAAUGCCAUCCCACCGUCAGAAUUCCGUUCCGCUAUAACUACCAUAGAAGAACUGGAUGAGAAUGCCAUCGAGGAUGAUGCGCCAGACUCAUCGACAACUACAAUUAUCACAGAAUCAAAAUCAAAAGCAAGGGCUAAGAAGUCCUACUCGAUUGAUCCUACAGUGCUACUAGAUCAAGGAAGACAUCGGCGAAAUUCAUUACCACCCAAUUCGCCCAGUGUGAUCACCACAGACACUAUCCGAGCGGACUGGGUUGGCAAACUAGCAUCGGCCAAGUCCAAACUGGCUCGGCGAUCGGCUACCGCAUCAGCAAUUCAUGCUACUUCCCUGAUAACAGAGGAGGAGCAUAUAUCUAACAGUCAAAGGAGAGCACUACGAGCAGCUAGACAAAACGACGAGAUACAUGAACUAGAAGAGCGUAUGAUUGAGGAGGCUCUUCGUCUUAGUCUUAUGGAGAAUCGAGACGAAGUGCAACGACGAAGGGCAUCGGCCCCAGAGUCACGCACGUGA
Molecule: messenger RNA, 1446 nt
Organism: Komagataella phaffii GS115
Lineage: Eukaryota; Fungi; Ascomycota; Pichiomycetes; Pichiales; Pichiaceae
Exons: 1
Coding region: 1-1446 (481 amino acids)
Cellular component (GO): cytoplasm
Source: RefSeq, a predicted model, not a curated record